Molecule: messenger RNA, 1537 nt
Organism: Ectocarpus siliculosus
Lineage: Eukaryota; Phaeophyceae; Ectocarpales; Ectocarpaceae
Source: the annotation of a GenBank genome assembly
CGAAGCGUUUGCGGACAAGGCAGAGCGCCAUCACGGCAGAGCUGGUGAACGCACCAACAGCAGUCGGCACAACCAAACCAGCACCAACAAGCACCACCGCCCCCGACAGCAACAACGCACGAGCUUCUUCAUCCAUAUCGUCGAGUGCGACAACCGCAACGGCCGGGCUGCUGCUGUAUCCUCUCUCGUUCAGCAACAGCAACAGCAACUCCUAGCCGCUCCGCACACUACUGGCUUCCAGUUGCGGUCCGCCAGGGGAAGAAACUGCUGGGAUACAUAUCUAUCGGCCUUUAUCCUCCUCUCUGAGAUAAAAACGGCUGUUUAGUCUGCUGGCAUCGGCUGCCGCCGCCUGCCCGAGGAAAGCAAGACAGGCGUCGCCUACCGCCCACACCACCACCACCAUGCAGCACCUGUUGGCGUUCAACGAGAACGUGACCCUCGCCGAGCUCAACGAGGUCGAGCCGUUCUCCCAGGGAGGCUUCUGCGUGAUCUGCUCCUGCGUCUACCGCGGGCAGCAGGCCGUACUCAAGAUCCCCAAGCCGGCGACGGCCUCCAGCCGCAGCGGCGGCGCCGCGCAGGACCUCCUCACGGAGAUCUCCAUCUACCGGCAAAUCUCCCAGCGAGGCGGACACCCCAACAUCGCCCGCGCCUUCGGUGCCGGCACCCACGUCCAGCAGGGAGAGACGUCGCCGUCGCCGUUCCUCCUGCUGGAGAGGCUCGAGGGAGGCACGCUGGAGAACGCCUUCGAGCGGAGCACCGCGGUCUGGAGCGACCCGAUCGGCAGGCUGCCCGUGGCCAUCGAGCUGGCGGAGGCGGUGGCGUUUCUGCACGAGGCGGCUAUCCCAGGCGGGGUCGUCCUGCACAGGGACCUGAAGCCAUCGAAUAUCGGGCUCUGCGGAGCGGGACACAUCAAGGUGUUCGAUUUGGGGCUUUCGGUCGUGAGGCAGGUGCUUGAAGCGCCCACCAGAGUGUAUGAGAUGUCGGGCAUGGCGGGCUCCAAGAGGUUCAUGGCCCCCGAGGUCUGCACCGGGCUGUCGUACAACGAGAAGGUGGACGUGUACUCGUUCGCCCUCGUGCUGUGGCAGAUCUGCGCCCUGCGCAAGCCCUUCGCGGGCAUGAGCGAGGCCGACCACUACCUCCAGGUCGUGCAGGGGGGCCUGAGGCCCCCCCUCGACGCGCGGUGGCCGCCGCAGCUCGUGCACCUGCUGCAGGCGUGCUGGCACGUACACCCGGACGCGAGGCCGACCAUGGUCCAGGCCCGCGACACCUUGCGGCAGAUCUUCGCGAUGGGCGGUGGAGGGGGCGCGCCGCCCUACUAAGGAAAGGAGGAGGAGGAGGAGGCUGGAUGGCUGCUUUUUUUGUACCGGGCGGAAAUGGGAUAGUUUUUAGGUAUGUGGACUUGGGCCGCAGAGACUUCACCACAUCCUCUCAUCACUCAUCUCCGAUUUUGCUGGGGUAUCUGUCGUUGGUGCAUGUAUGAGUGAGUGUGCAUGCUAUCGGAGGCAGCAGUCGCGCAACCGUGUGAGUCUUUUUGGUG